AUGCGACAGGAGGGCGAUCAUCAGGACCUGAUCUUUCGGUGGAGGGAUCCGGUCGAACUGGUCCGCAAGCUGUACGGCAACAAGCGAUUUCGAGGGUCGUUCAAGGUCUAUGCAAGGCCCAUCUAUAACAAGGAUGGCGAAAGGUGUAUCACUGAUGCGGCAUCUGCCGAUUGGUGGCUCCGAUUUCAGGAGAGAAUCGAUGGCCUGGUCGCUGCUGUUGCGCUCUACAGCGAUCCGACGGCGGUCUCGAGCGACAUGACCAUCACUGGGUGGCCAGUAACGCUUACCAUCAGGAACAUUGGUCCGACCGUGAGGCACCGGGGGGAGUUCGCUAUUCUCGCGGGUAUCGUGGCGCAGCUCCAAGAGCUUCCAGAGUAUGGUUUCAUUGCUUCCUCAAGAGCAUUCAAGGAGCGACGCUCCACUCUCGUGUGGCAGUGCGAGAUCCAGCUCUUAUCAGUCCUGAAAGCUGCCAGCUCGAGAGGUGUUUACAUGCGCGAUCCCUGGGGCGUGCUACGGAAGGUUUACCCCGGGCUCCACUCUUACAGCUGUGAUCUUCAAAAAGCUUACAAGCUCGGGGUUGUGAAGACUGGACGAUGCCUUGUCUGCCUUGUUCCGGUUGCGGAGCUCAACGAUCUGGAGGGUCGUUGGUCCGAGAGAACGGAAGCUUUUAUGGGGGAGGUGGGCUGCUUGUGGAACUGGUACGAGGGCCUCGACCUGCCGGACGAUGUUCGAGACUCCUAUCGAGCCCUUGUCCCCAAUACUCUCCAUGGUAUCGAUCUCGGAAUCUGGUUGUACCUGGUCGACGGCAUCCGGGACUGGGCUAAGGGGCAGUAUACAAGGCAGUUGGCGGCGAAGAGGCUGCGGACAGUGGACGCGCGUUUGAGAGGCAUGCCUCGGGAGUCGGGCUUCCGUCUGCCAAGGCGGAAGGGCGUUUACAUGGAGAAGAAGAAGACUUACAAGGGGUAUGAGCAGCGCAACAUGAUGCAGCUUUUCGUCUUCGCCAUCGUCGGCCUCUUCAAGCAAGCGAACGGCCGUGAGCCUUUCGUGGAGCUCAUUCUACAGUUCCUAGACUGGUAUAUGCAACUGACCCGGCGAAAUCUGCCCAAGUACCACACGAAGGCCAGUCUUCGGAAAACGGACAAGUUGGGCAUCAAGUUUGGUCGCUCGGCUGUCCGGUUCCUGUCCGGCGUUCAAAAGUCCGACUUCAAAACGGCCAAGUUCCAUCACAUACCCCUCUACACCAAGGUCAUCCAGGCGCGGGGCCUCACCUCGGAGACGAGCUGCGAGGAAGGGGAGGGCAGCCACGGCCGCACGUCAAAGAAGGCUUACCAGGCCUCAAACAAGAAGAACACUGGAGAGCAGGUUAUGCGGUUUAACCAACGCCGGCAGAAUGUUGCCGAGUACGUGGAGGGCUGCAAUACGGGCCGCCGUGGGUUCCGUAUCCAGCGGAGGGUUAUGGUGACAGCCCUUGCUGCCACUGAAAAGGCGGCUCGACAAAAGAAACACGUCCUGGCAGCAACUCGAGUACCGCUCCGGUGGGAGUGGCUCCGACCAGCGGGUCAAGCCACGUACCCCCGGUUUCCAGACCCGGGGUCUCGUGCGGGCAAGGCGAUCGUGAAACGGAUUGCUCACCAGUACAGCGACCUGCAGCAUCUCGAGCGUUGCACGCGUGUAUUUCUUGCCGGAGGCCUGCAGGGUGUCCGAGGGGAUGCAGCCUUGCUGGAGAAUCUUCCGAAUUGCCAGAACUCUGAGAUCCGGGUUGCAAAGCACGCCGCCAUUGCACCAGGGAGAGGUAGCCGCUUCCAAGAGCACGUGUCGAUCGCGCACGCAGAUCCGGAGUUUCACAAGAAGCCGUACUACAGCAACGUUGCCGUUCUUGCUGCCGAUGGCAGCGAAUGGUACGCUAACGUGAGGUUAUUGUUCUCUCUAACCGAUCAGAGGGGUCGCAAUCGGAACCUGGUCUUUGUAAGAUAUCUUGAGGAUUAUAGAGUGCCGGACGCAACUACAUGCAAGCGGCUGAGUUGGGCCAAAUACCUUCAUAGAGGCCAGCAUGUAGACGAGUGGUAUGACGUCAUCGAGUUGAAAAGCAUUCUGCGAACAGUCUACCUGGUGAAGGAUUGGAAUCGGGAAGGCGGUUUCUAUUUAAACAGAUUCAAGUGGUCGUCAGAGAAGCGAUAUAAAGGGAACAAGGUGUAA
Messenger RNA from Klebsormidium nitens, 2196 nucleotides. NCBI's taxonomy places the organism in Eukaryota, Viridiplantae, Streptophyta, Klebsormidiophyceae, Klebsormidiales, Klebsormidiaceae. The record is from the annotation of a GenBank genome assembly.